Molecule: messenger RNA, 369 nt
Organism: Diaporthe citri
Lineage: Eukaryota; Fungi; Ascomycota; Sordariomycetes; Diaporthales; Diaporthaceae
Exons: 3
Coding region: 1-369 (122 amino acids)
Biological process (GO): mitochondrial respiratory chain complex III assembly
Cellular component (GO): mitochondrial membrane
Source: RefSeq, a predicted model, not a curated record
AUGUCGAAGAAACCAACAAAUUGGGGGAUGUGGGCAAAGAUGAUCCUGGGCGGCGGCGCAAUUAUCGUGGGCGGGCCAGCGCUCACAUACUGGGUCUCCCCAACAGAGGAGGAGCUCUUCAAGAAGUACAACCCUGACCUGCAGAAGAAGAGCCUCGCCAACAGGGCCGAGCGGCAGAGGGAGUUUGACGACUUUGUGGGCAAGCUGAAGGAGUACUCCAAGAGCGAUAAGCCAAUAUGGGUCGUGCAGGCUGAGGCAGCGGAGCAAGAAAAGAAGAUGCGGCGGCUGCAGGUGAGGAAGUCCGCCGAGGAGGAGCGGUUACGGCGCGAGGCAUUGAGGAAGGAGGCCGGUCUGCCGGCGCAGAAAUGA